CAGCAGAGAAGCGACAGCAGCGGCCGUUUAGCGGAGACAUGAGAGCUGUCAGAUGAGCGGCUGUCCGAGCUAACGGAGCGGUGUUUUCCAGCAGACAUGUCCCUGUCCUCGAACCCGGGCACGGACACGACGAGCCGGAGGAGGAGGCCACCGGAGCACGAGCAAGAUUCUUCAUGGGAGCACAGUCCUCCAUCGUGUCACAUUCAUGGACUCCAGAUCCACGACCAAGUCUGUGAAGCCGAACAACUGAAUUCCGCUGACUACACUCCCUCAUCCCUUCGCUCCAUCUGUCCUGCACAGUGCACAACAAAAUGCACAUCAUCGCACCCAUGUCAGAGCCAUCAUUUAUGUGAUGAUAGCAGAGAGGAGCUCCAAAGCAAGAGAACCAUCAGAGCAGAGAAUGAAGUGGAGGCAAAUAAACUGGUCAACAAUUACAGGUUUGGUUUCAGAAAAUGGAAGAGCCACGUGACAGAGCGUCCAUUUGAAGAGCGAUCAGACGUUGUAAAAGAACUGUAUUCUGAACUGAACGUCAUCAAACCACAAGCAGGUCAUUUUAUCACAUGUGGAAAUAUAGCGUAUGUGUUUCUCUUUGGUUGGUGGGUCUCGGUGGCGUACCUGCUGGUCAGUGUACUGAUGUUCAUCACUAUCAUCGGGGCAUCCUAUGGUAAGCUUUGUUGGAAUUUGUCCUGCUACUUCCUGUGGCCAUUCGGCAAGACAAUCCACGAGAUAGGAAACACAUUGAGGAGAUGUUGCAAUGAGGCACCAGACUGUGACUGCAUCACAGAGGGAUUGGAUGAUAACUCACCAGUGCUGCUGCCUUCACCCACUGAGAUCCCCAUCGUGACAACACUGGAACAACCUGCCCGCACUCCCUACUGGCGUCGUUUUUCCACCUACCUGUGGCUGCUGCUGGGGUAUCCUCCUCUGGUGGUCAUCCACUCCCUGGCCUGUUUCUUCUCCUGGAUCCUGGUCUUCACCAUUCCUGUUUCCAAGAUGAAUGCACGCACCUUGAGCGUCAUCCUCCUUCUACCUCCUGAGGACGUCUCUGUCUCUACCUGCUCACAGAGGAAGCGUCAGGGCUAUGAAACCAGAGCCCUGCUGUGCUGUUACCAUGCUGUAAACUGGUAUUACUACAAAUACACUGUUGAUGGGAUCAAUGUGUUUGCUGUCAAUCUCCUCCCGCUAGUAAUAAUCGCUAUAGUAAUUGGAUACAUUGACCAAGACAACCAGUACGCCAGCUCUGAAGCCAAGUUUGCUAUAGCCGUCAGUUCCAUCAUACCUUUGUCCUAUUAUAUUGGUAUGGGCAUCGCCAGUAUCUCAGCCCAGAGUAAUUUUGCAGUGGGUGCAGUGGUCAACGCCACCUUUGGCUCCAUCACAGAGUUGACCUUCUACAUCACAGCCUUGCUCAGAGGUCACCAGGCAGACAAGCCGUGCCUACAAGAAGUUGUGAAGGCAGCACUGACCGGCACACUACUUGGUUGCAUCCUUUUCAUCCCCGGUAUCUGCAUGAUAAUUGGAGGGCUGAAACACAGUGAGCAACGAUUCAACAGUCGUUCCACCGGUGUGAGCUCUGCGUUGCUUUUCAUUUCAGUUGGAGGUGUUUUUGCCCCCACGCUUUUCUCAAAGGCUUAUGGGAGCCUGGUGUGCGACGCCUGCACAAACUCUGCUGGAGGAAACAGCAGCGGGCCGUUUGUCUGCCACAACUGUCACUACGAUCUGAACAACGGCACAUUGUUCCACAACCAUAUCGAGCCGCUGGUGUACUCCGUGUCUGCUCUUUUGCCUGUUGCCUACAUCAUUGGUUUACUGUUCACACUGAAGACACACUCCUACAUUUACAACAUCCAUGUUGAAGAGGGCCAAGCUGAUGUUCAUCACGCGAGUGGCCACAGUGGGGCAGUGGUCCACUGGUCUCGGUGGAGGUCGAUGGUCAUCCUCAUCAUGGCCACUGUGCUGACAUCUGCUUGUGCUGACCUGACCACAGAACACAUCCAGCCCAUCCUGAACCAACCCAACAUUUCCCAGUACUUCAUAGGGGUCACUGUUCUCGCUAUGGUUCCUGAGAUCCCAGAGAUUGUGAAUGGGAUCCAGUUUGCUCUUCAGAACAACAUCAGUCUCAGCUUGGAGGUGGGAAGCUGCAUCGCGGUGCAGGUCUGCAUGCUACAGAUCCCAGUCCUGGUUUUCUUUAAUGCCUUCUAUGAUGUAGGAUUUGUGCUGAUAUUCAGUGACCUGCACCUCUGGGCCAGUAUCUUCAGUGUGAUUCUUGUCAACUAUAUCUUCAUGGACGGCAAAUCAGAUUAUUUUCAAGGUGCAGCUCUGGUGGUCGUCUACUUCAUCUUGCUCGCUCUGUAUUAUUUUGCUCCAUCUCCAAAAGGCUGCUGACCUUUAACUUUAGCUACACUUACAAAGCCAAACACUGGAUGUGUUUACAUUAACACCACUCCCUGCUGAUGAGAUUUUAUGACAGUCGAUGACUUUGUAAUCCUGUGGGAAUUCUCGAUUUCACCUUUGGCGUCUGUGCUAAACUGUACCCUAAAAUCAUAAAUAUUAAUCUCAGGUAGGUUUCUUUUUGAUUGCACAAAUAUUUAACUAUGCUACUGCAGAGUUAUGUGUAAAUAUUCUACUGGUCUUUGCAGUCUGUGGUUUAAGAGAGAAAAGCAGAAUUUUUACCAUAUGAAUGAAUACUGUGAUGUUAUGCAUCUAUAUUAAUGUUAUUUUGUUUAACAGUAUGACUGUAAUGCAUUUUGUAUACUUUUUAAAGAUGUUAAUGAUACAUGGUAACAGAAUAAAUGACACCGAAAUAGAAGUUAA
Molecule: messenger RNA, 2811 nt
Organism: Sphaeramia orbicularis (orbiculate cardinalfish)
Lineage: Eukaryota; Metazoa; Chordata; Actinopteri; Kurtiformes; Apogonidae
Product: putative cation exchanger C521.04c
Exons: 21
Coding region: 97-2382 (761 amino acids)
Biological process (GO): intracellular calcium ion homeostasis; calcium ion transmembrane transport
Cellular component (GO): endomembrane system; membrane
Molecular function (GO): calcium:proton antiporter activity
Source: RefSeq, a predicted model, not a curated record